Exophiala viscosa is the source of this 1184-nucleotide messenger RNA. RefSeq names its product Alpha/beta hydrolase fold-1. The record is from RefSeq and is a predicted model, not a curated record. The transcript has a single exon. NCBI's taxonomy places the organism in Eukaryota, Fungi, Ascomycota, Eurotiomycetes, Chaetothyriales, Herpotrichiellaceae. Bases 223 to 1023 code for a protein of 266 amino acids.
AGCUGAGCAUAACGCCGUGAAUGGGUUUCCUGUUUCGACGUUCCUGGACAUGUCUCAACUGCACAAGGCCGCCAGGGCUAACUAAGUAUGUCGUGGGCCUAAUUGUCGUCACUGGCACCUGCAAUUCGAACACUCUAUAUCUUCGUGCCCGUGUCGACAUACUCUGUUCAUCCCUGAAAGUAUGUGCAGCAGAUGCACGAGUACUAAAGGAAACCCUGCAAGAUGUCAUCUGCACCGACGUUGAUUCUCAUUCACGGCUCCUGGCACACUCCCGCGUACUGGGAUAAAGCCAGAACGAUCCUCGAAAUGAAGGGCUACAAAUGCAUAGCACCUCAAUUGCUGUUCACUGAUAUCGAUUUGCCGAUCACCUCAAUAGCACCUGCAAUCGAAUCAUUGCGCAGAGUCAUAGCCUCGGAGAUCGAUGCUGGCAACGACGUCGUGGUGGUCAAUCACUCUUUCGGCGGAAUGGUGGGCUGUAGCGCCAUCAAGGGUUUCACCAGAAAGAACCAAUCCAACCUUAAGCACAACAAGUCAGGGCACGUGCUUGGUUUGAUACAGACUCCCGCAUUUGCGCCCCGGAGCAACACCGCGCUGAUCGAUUUGUACGCGGUCCCCGGAUAUGUCGAGAGUCUCUCGUCGCAGGACCAAGUCCGACCCAGUAAAGAGGGAUGGUCGGAGUUGCUUCGUGAACCUGGGGGCUACUUUUACAACGACCUUCCACCAGAAGAAGCUCAAGAGUUGAUAUCAAGGCUUGUCAAGUUCUCGUUUGGCCUGGGAAUGAGUUCCGAUGGCGUUUAUGCUGGCUGGCUGGAUGUGCCUGUUUGGUAUCUGUUCUGUACUCUGGACCAGGCCAUGACGCUCAAGGGACAGGAGAUCAUUGUACAGAUCUGCCGUGACGAUGGUGCCGAUGUGACGACCAGGGUCGUAGAAGCUGGUCACUCACCUGCAAUAAGUAAGACCGAGGAUGUUGUGCAAUUCGUUGAAGAUGCGAUUGCAUCUUUCAGGACAAAAGGCAGCCGUUGAAUGUCGCAUUUUGGGGAGAAGACCAUGCUCUUGUAUUGCACUCACUCGAGAUAGACAUGGACUGUAGACGAAAGCUUGUAAUGGAACAUACUCCCGUCGUCCCUCCGAAAGUGUAGACCAUUUGGUCUUCGAAAAGCGCACAUCAAGAGUGGGCCAAUGAC